AUGGACACCAGCGGCCGUGUGCGCGACGGCACGGAUGACUCCAUGAACUCAGAACUUGGAAGAAAACGGCUGCGAAGAUCUGCAUCUGCCUCGCACGCGCUGAAGACUGAACCUGGAGGGGAAGGAAAGUCUUUGGAGAUCAAAGGCUUGGAUGGAUCCACUUUCGAGCUCCAGGUUGGCGAUGCAACCGUCGAAGAAGUGUACAAAAACAUUUCAGAGAAGAUUGGGCUGAAACCAGGCAGGAAAUUGUUGCUGACUUCGGGCUGCAUUAUGCUGGAUUAUUCCAGACCGAUGCUGCAGCAAGUGCAGGGUGGGGAAAUUAGUUUCAUCGUCCAAAGAAUCAGUUUGAAUGACUUUGCAAAAAGCUUUUGGAACGCCAUUGAAGCUGAGACCAAAGAAAGUCUGACUGCUGAAGAUGUGCACACACUACAUGUGUACAAUGCACCCAUCAAUCUCAGGACCUGGGACGAACACAUGACCAAGUGCGUGAAGUACAUCGUUAUGGAGAGACAGCGUGGUGCUGCGUGGAAAGACAUCUACCAGUCGCCAGGCUACCUUCGCUGCGGAUCGCUGCACCACCUCUGCAUGUACGAUCCAGCGUUGUGGGGCCUGGCCCAGUGCGAUCCCAACAACGCAGCCUGGUGGAAAGACUCCUUCGCGCAGUAUGCGGUGGCUGAUGGCAUGGCAGCCGCCAGUUCCUCUGUGAACACCGUGGAUUUCGUGAUUUCCGUAGGGGACAACUUCUAUCUGCGAGGGGUGAUGGAUGAGUUCGACCUCAACUGGCGAUACAUGUUCGAAGAGGUCUAUCACCAUGAGUCCCUCCAGGUUCCGUGGCUCAAUGUCCUGGGGAACCACGACUACGGUGGCCACGAGUGCGACGGCUGCCUCUUUGAGGGCGGCACCGGUGGAUGUAGCGAUGCGCAGAUCAGCUACGACGAUGAGAAGUCCUGGGAGUUCCCAGCACCCAAACGGAAACGCUGGGUCUUGCCCAAGAGGUACUACAAGAAGUCCUUCAAGUACCAGGACUUUAGCAUCGACGUCUUUGCCAUCGAUUCCAACUGGGUGAAUUCGCAUUCGCUGUGCCACGGUCAGAGCAAGAUCACCUCAGAGAAGGUUUGCAAUGCGGCGCAGUGCGAGACCUUUCAUCAGAAGACCUACGCGGCGCAGCUGCAAUGGCUCCGGGAGGAACUGCCGAAGUCCAAUGCCACGUGGAAGUGGGUGGUGGGACAUCAUCCCUGUGAAAUGCUGGGCGAUGUGAUGUUAAAGCUCUUUGCGUCCAACGGGGUGUCGCUGAUCUUUGCUGGACAUGUGCAUCAACUGCGUUUGGAUCGUGUGAAGGAUGUGUCGCUUGGUGAAGAGUGA
Molecule: messenger RNA, 1362 nt
Organism: Cladocopium goreaui
Lineage: Eukaryota; Dinophyceae; Suessiales; Symbiodiniaceae
Source: the annotation of a GenBank genome assembly